Messenger RNA from Coprinopsis cinerea okayama7#130, 1266 nucleotides. RefSeq lists its product as hypothetical. The record is from RefSeq and is a predicted model, not a curated record. The transcript has 3 exons. Bases 1 to 1266 code for a protein of 421 amino acids. NCBI's taxonomy places the organism in Eukaryota, Fungi, Basidiomycota, Agaricomycetes, Agaricales, Psathyrellaceae.
AUGGGCUACCUCCGAAAGAUGUUCCUCGGUCAUUCCGUCUUCAACUCUCAGUCAAAGAACACACCGCCCUCGUCUCCUGAGAAGAACAAGAAGCUCCCGGCAGAGCCCGCGAAACCCACCUUCAGUCCAACUCAACCACCUUUCUUUAACUUUUCCCCUGGCUACUAUUCUCCUGGAUUCUCACCCGGAUAUCCAUACGUCUCAUCAUGCAACUCGAGUCCGGCUGGCUCGCCGAUGAUUAGCUGGAACGAGAGCAAGGCUCAGAGCAACGAAUGCUACUUUACUUACAAGAAACCUGAAGUCCCUACCAUUCACUCCCAUUCGAUCUAUCCCAGCCGACCACCCCUUUCGCGAGAUUCCUCAUUCUCGUCCCUGUCAAGUGUUUCCUCCGACUCGUCGGUCUUCAGUGAGGAUUGCUCCACUCCUCCUGUCCCCAAAAACCCGACCAAUGCAUCGGAAAUAUCUCUUGCGGUCAAAUCAAAAUGCAGGGUCUCAUUCAGCAACCCUACCAAGCAAAUACCUGUCUUCAUGCACCCUCUCUUCGCUUUAUCUUCCCCCUCUCUUCAGCGAGCUCCCAUCAACUAUGACGCUGCGGUCGCUCCUUCCAACGCCAACAUUCUCGAUUUCGUAGGCGACAAGAUUCCAGUGUCCACACUUUUGGAACCAGCGACCGAGCCGCCCAUCCGGGGAAAGCUCGUUCUUGAGGCGGAGGAUCUGCCUUGGACUAUCGUAGUUCAUGCCUCUGGCAACGCGUGUGGUCCAGGUGCAAUGCUCAAACCGUCUCCGCACUCCUCGCCGACAACGACCAGGGCCACUGCGGUCCCCAAGCACAAAUUCUACAUCGACGAGGACGAGGACUCUGACUACGACGACGACGAUGACGACGACGUUGAUUCUGCGACUGUCGAGCAGGGCUCCAGUGAUGCUGUUGUUAGCAACCUCGACGUUCUCUGCGCUGUGCACACCUCCCUGGGGACCCCUAUCACUCAGAAGGAGUGGGAGUCUCUCGGGAACGAUUCGCCAGACCAGCGUCGCGUCGCUCGCGCUUAUCGCAAGAGGUGCAAGGAUACUGGGGACUCCCUGAACGAUGGGGUCAAGAGGAUCGAUUUCCUGAAGCAAAAGACGUGCAUGGUUGGGGUUGCCUCAAAGAAGAAAGAUGUCGAGGAGUGUGAGAGGUAUGCUUCUGAUAUGUUGGGCAGGGGAGAUGAGAUCCCCGUUGUUGGGAAGAUUCUCUUUGGGGAGGUUCAGGCUGCUGAGGAGAAGUGA